Messenger RNA from Enterobius vermicularis (human pinworm), 858 nucleotides. Lineage: Eukaryota; Metazoa; Nematoda; Chromadorea; Rhabditida; Oxyuridae. The record is from the annotation of a GenBank genome assembly.
AUGUUUUCUUCUUCCUCUCCUACCGGAUCCCAAAACUUAUUUACUAAGGCAUCCCAGAACUUCAAAGUUGAAAAGCGUAGCAGAUCAAAUUUUGCGAUGGGGUCUUAUUCGGAGCAAUCUACAUACCCACUGACGGAAGCAGCGCUUCCUGAAAUUAUAUCGGAGUCAGUGAUCGAGUUUCUGAAUACUACGACAACAGAAAGUGAAACAUCAAAACCGGCUGCCUGGCAGACAUGGGGAAUUGGCUUGCUGAUAGUCUCUAUAACCGCUUUCGGACCCUCAAUAGCCAUUCUCGGAGUUCCUUUUCUAAGCGAGAAGCUGUACGAGAGAUUUAUGAAUUUUCUGGUGGCGUUAGGCAUUGGGACGCUUUCAGGCUCAACACUCUACUUUCUCAUACCACAGGCCUUUAACAUUGAUGACGAAUCUGGCGACAUUUAUUUGAUCAAAUCGUCAGUGGUUCUUGUUGCAAUAUAUAUUUUCUUUAAUGUUGAUAGGGCCUUGUCAUACUUGCUGCAUUAUCGUAGGACCAGAAGUGAAAAAAGGCAAAUUCACAAGUCUACUCUUGACACUGUACUCCGCAAAAAGCCUCAAGAAACCCAAGACAAGAACAAUAAUAUGGAUACUAUUAAAUCAGCAGGCAAGAUCCACUUUGAGGAUGUUCCAGAAAUUAUAGUUUCCGAUACCGACGGAAAGUACAGAGAUCCGGAAGAUAUGGAUAAAGUUUUUGAAAUUGAAAAAAAUCAGCUAAAAAACGAAAUGGAAGUAGCUGUUGUGAGUAACGCUCUUACUCGGAAGGACUAUAAGCAGAAAGAGGAACGUCCAUGGGGUAAGCUGAAUGGGGAUAAGUUUUAUGACUGA